Messenger RNA from Cucurbitaria berberidis CBS 394.84, 1542 nucleotides. RefSeq names its product putative hexokinase Kxk. The record is from RefSeq and is a predicted model, not a curated record. Gene Ontology annotation, molecular function: ATP binding; mannokinase activity; fructokinase activity. Gene Ontology annotation, cellular component: cytosol; mitochondrion. Gene Ontology annotation, biological process: intracellular glucose homeostasis; glucose 6-phosphate metabolic process; glycolytic process. The coding region runs from base 1 to 1542 and encodes 513 amino acids. The transcript has a single exon. Lineage: Eukaryota; Fungi; Ascomycota; Dothideomycetes; Pleosporales; Cucurbitariaceae.
AUGGUGACUUCAGCCAAACAACACACCAACGAGGAAUCGUACAUCUCGUGGCAUCAGCGCUCCGAGCUCGAUAAACUUGCUGACCUACCUCGCGAGCUCGAUGAUGAGCUCACACGCUUGGAUCAGGACUUCUGGGUAUCAUCCCAGAAGCUCAAGGACAUUGUGGAGCGCUUCCGCGGAGAGCUAGACGAGGGACUCUCCAAAGAUGGCCAGAACAUCCCAAUGAAUGUCUCGUGGGUACCCAGCUUGCCGACUGGAAGAGAGAAGGGCACGAUUCUAACACUAGACCUUGGCGGCACGAACCUAAGACUCUGCAAGGUGGUGCUGCAUGGUGAUGAGGCACACGGAGAAGAGAAGAGCACGCUGGACCAGGAACAGUACAAGUUGCCCGAGGAGCUGAAGACGGGCGAUGCGGAGAGUCUGUGGGCUUUCAUCGCGGAGAAAGUUGAAACGUUUGUAAAAGACAAGGGCCUCGACAAGGAGUACAGCACAGCGAACCCGAUGCCGUUUGGUUUCACCUUUUCAUAUCCAGCAACACAGGAACGCGUCGACCAUGCAGUCUUACAGACGUGGACGAAAGGAUUCGAUAUCAAGGGGGUGGAAGGCCAGGAUGUGGCAAAACAGCUGCGGGAUAAGAUUGAAGAGAAAAGUCUGCCCGUUGAACUUGUCUGUGUAAUCAAUGACACAGUAGGAGCAAUGAUAGCGUCCGCUUACAAUGACCCGAAGACGGUCAUCGGCGCGAUAUUCGGCACGGGAUGCAAUGCAGCAUACAUGGCUAGCUUGUCCGACGUCACGAAGCUCGACCCUAGCGACGAAAGAAUAGCCGCCAUGCAAGACACCAAUACCAGUACCGAACAUCAGAAGAUGGCCAUAAAUUGCGAGUACGGUGCGUUUGACAACUCUCACCGCGUCCUCCCACGGACGAAAUACGACAGGCAGAUCGACGCCGACAGUCCGCGACCAGGCGAACAGGCAUUCGAAAAACUAUCCGCCGGCCUCUACCUCGGCGAGAUAUUCCGCCUCAUACUGGUCGACCUCGCCGACAGAGGGCUUGUGUUCAAGGACCAAGACACAAAGAACCUGCACGAAAGCUAUGCGCUAGAUACCGGCUUCUUAUCACAGAUUGAAGAAGACGAAUCCCCAGGUUUCUCGCAGACACGCGACUUGUUUCAUGCAAAGCUCGGAUUGCAGCCGAUGGACGUUGAAAUCGAGCUCUCCCGCCGCCUCGCAGAACUCAUCGCCGUCCGCGGGGCGCGCCUCUGUGCGUGCGGCCCUGCAGCUAUUUGCACGAAGGAAGGCAUUACGGCUGGACAUGUUGCGGCCGACGGAAGCGUGGCAAACAAGCACCCCAAGUUCAAGAGGAGAUGGACGAAGGCGCUGGGUGAAGUUCUGGACUGGAAAAAGGAAUGGGGAGAGGAUGGAGACGGCGCAAGAGGUCCCAUCAAGAUUACCAGUGCCGAGGAUGGGAGUGGCGUGGGCUGUGCGAUAAUUGCUGCUAUGGAAAUUGCGAGACGGAACAAGACGCGGGGCAGAGGACAGUGA